This is a messenger RNA of Salvelinus namaycush (lake trout), 2045 nucleotides long. It is a transcript of the gene cers6, whose product is annotated as ceramide synthase 6. NCBI's taxonomy places the organism in Eukaryota, Metazoa, Chordata, Actinopteri, Salmoniformes, Salmonidae. The transcript has 10 exons. Gene Ontology annotation, cellular component: membrane. Gene Ontology annotation, molecular function: sphingosine N-acyltransferase activity; DNA binding. Bases 131 to 1288 code for a protein of 385 amino acids. The record is from RefSeq and is a predicted model, not a curated record. Gene Ontology annotation, biological process: ceramide biosynthetic process.
ACUGAUCCCAUCACACUAAAAACCUGCGAAGAUCGACCGUGAGACUGCUGCAACUACGCAAUAGGCCAUUGAUAUCGCAUUCAUUUCUGGUCCAUUGGUAAAGUGGACAAAGCGUACAUAAUACAAGGAAAUGGCUGGUAUUUUGGCAUGGUUUUGGAACGAGAGAUUUUGGCUCCCUCACAAUGUAACCUGGGCUGACUUAAAAAACACAGAUGAGGCAACAUUCCCACAAGUCGAGGAUUUGUAUCUGGCUUGUCCUUUAGCCUUCUGCAUCUUUAUGAUUCGACUUGUUUUCGAAAGGUUUAUUGCCAGACCAUGUGCCUUGGGUCUCAAGAUACAAGCCAAUGGACCACAGAAAGCCCAGCCCAAUGCCAUUUUGGAGAAGGUGUUCACUGCUAUCACCAAGCAUCCAGAUGAGAAGAGGUUGGAGGGCCUGUCCAAACAGCUGGACUGGGAUGUGCGGACCAUCCAGCGCUGGUUCCGACAGCGCAGGAACCAGGAGAAGCCCAGCACGUUGGCUCGCUUUUGUGAGAGCAUGUGGAGAUUUACAUUUUACCUCUAUAUAUUUACCUACGGAGUGCGUUUCCUUAAAAAGACCACAUGGCUAUGGAAUACAAGAGAGUGCUGGUAUAACUACCCUUAUCAGCCUCUGACGGUGGACAUCCACUAUUACUAUAUACUGGAGCUGUCUUUCUACCUGUCCCUACUCUUCUCCCAGUUCACAGAUAUCAGGAGGAAGGACUUCCUGAUCAUGUUUCUGCACCACCUGGCGACAAUCACCCUCAUCACCUUCUCCUACGUCAACAACAUGGCUAGAGUGGGCACGCUGGUCAUGUGUCUCCACGACGCCGCCGAUGUCCUGAUGGAGGUUGCCAAAAUGGCCAACUAUGCCAAGUGCCAGAGACUUUGCAACCUCCUGUUUGUUAUGUUUGCCAUGGUCUUCAUCAGCUCCAGGUUGGGUGUCUAUCCUGUCUGGUGGGGAAAUGGAAUCCUUUACAUGUGUCGAAAGACGACCGCAGUGACAUUGAAUCCAGCUCUGACGAGGACAACGGUCCUCCGCCUGCUCCUGUUCAGAAGCACUACAACAGCACCACCAACGGGACCAAUAAAGCCCACGGGACCAACGGGUACCUGUCAGCAGGGGCCCCGUGUCCAGACGAACACUGACCGCCACUAUGAGACAUUUAUAAGCACUGGAGCAAAGCUGCAGACACCAUUCAUAGAUACUACAUGUGACAUGAACAACAUUGCCUGUCUGGUACUGGAAGUGCUUAAUAGAAAUCUGUGAAUGCAGUUCCGUUUUCUGUUUGAUUAUUUCCAUGUUUCCUGUCUCAUUUUAUUCUCUUUCUCUAUAUUUGCAUCAAACUGCACUCAAUGAAAUAUCAAAGCACUCCUGUUGGUACAGCCCACUCUCUGUUUAGCCAAUGAAUGAAAGCAUUCCACUGUUAUGGUGAAAGCAUGCUGUUUUAAAAGUAGUCUUGACUGGCAAACUGGGGGGUGGUUAAUUAUGUUAGUGUCUUUGUUAUAUAUAUAUUUUUAUGGAUAUGUUGACAAUAAUUUGAAAACAUAUCUCAACUACUUUGUCAGUGUUAAGAUGAGUUAAUUUUGGACCAAUCCAUAAUGCUUAUCAGUCCACUAUUCCAUCAACAGGUAGACACAUUACAGUAUGAGUCUUUUCACUGGCAAAAUGCUAAACACUUGGAUUUGCUUUCAAUGCUGCAAUACCAACACAUGCCAAAACUGUGACCGAAUUUGUUUUGCUCACAAAGGAAUAGUAAUGUGGUCCCACAACAAUGCAUUAUGGGAAAUACAAACAAACAUUCUCCUUCCAUAAGCUGUAAAUGAGAUGUCAGUAAAACAAUUAUGUAUGUGUGUGUAAAAAUAGGGCCAUGCUAUAUUUUAAAUUAAAGCAUUUUGUUAUAAGUACUCUACAAUAUUUCUGGUAAGUAUUUUUAUUAAAUGUUCAUGGCCCUCUUGGAAGACCGAUAUAAGGUAUUAAGCGUUGACUCAAUUAUAACCCAUGACGAUAUUAAAGAUUGCAAGUC